AUGUCUUCUACUUUUGAAGACAGUUUCUUAGAUUUUGACUUUAAUUUUCUUCAACAAACACCUAAAAAUGUUAUGGUCGAAAGUAAGAUUGAAAAACAGCGUAAGGCUAUAUUGAUUGCUAAAAAGAAAAUUAUCGCUACAGACUCCCUUAUAAAAAAAUACUAUGCUAAGAAAGAAGCCUUGGAUCAGACAGAGAGAUAUUUGAAAAAUUCAAAAGAUGAAUGUAAACAAGUUUGCAUAGAGUAUAACUCUACCUUGGAAGAUUACAGAAAAUUGGAAAAAGAUACCCAACUGUUAUCUCAGAAAAAUCAGGAACUAGAAGAAAGAUUAAAUUUCUCAGAAAACCAAUGCAAGGCAAUUGAGUCUCAUGCUCAUCAACUUCAGGUGCUUGUACAAGAACAUGAGACACAAAUAGAAUCAUUGAAAAUAGAAAACCAACUGGAGAAAUCUAAUAUUAAAGAACAACCAAAAAGCAAAGGAUUGCAAAAACAUGAAUAUGAUAGUCUUUUAAGUCAUAUAUGUUUGCUUAGGGAUAUUGUAUUAGGUAAAAGAAAGUUACGUAAGCAUCACAAAUUAAUUCUCCAGAAAUAUGAUAAGCUAAAGCCAAAUUCGGAUGUUGAUGAUGGCUCUUCAUCUGACAGUAGUGCCGGUGAGAUGGAUGACUUUAUACAUUCCAUACCAUCACCAAUGUCUCCAGAUAAAUUAUCUAGAAAAAAGGCUGAUCAGAUUCAGAAAACAUGCAUUUCAAAGAAAUUGGGGAAGAACGUAAGUAAAGAGACAACCAACAAAAGAAUUGAUGGUGAUCAAGAUUCAGAUUCGAGUAAUGAAAUCAUAAGCGAAGACACAGGUCGCGGAUCAUCACUGGCUUGUUCAGAUAUCGAAAAAUGUUUCAACAGUCCAGAUUACUAUAUAAAUGAUAGUCCAUUUAGUAACGUAAUCCAAAAAGACAAAAAGAACUAUUCAGAUGUUGCUACAAGUCCAAUAACAGUAAAUGAAGAGAGGAUUGAAACAGCUACCAGCCCCAUACCGUUUAAUAGCGCGCACAAGAACCAAAUAAUUACUAAGGACAUGGGAAUCACAGUAGACUCUAGAGAAUUUAUUAUAAGUAAAAGUGUCUCUACUAGUCCUAUAAGUAACCGACAGCGAGAAAUGAUAACUAGUCCUGUAAAUUUCGAUAAACUAAAUUCUGAAAUUGAUAUGAACAACACACUCGAUUUUUUCCCAAAAGACCUAGAGUGCUUGGAAUUGCAUACUUGCAGUACAUACAAAAACCAUGUAACAACUAAAGAGAUAGAAUUCGCAGUAGAUUCCAGGAAGUUAAUUACUACUAAAAAUGUUGCCACAAGUCCUAUAAGUAACAGACAGCAAGAAAUAGCAACUAGUCCUAUAAAUUUUGAUAAACUUCAUUCUGACAGUGGUAUUAAGAACUUAGACGAUCGUUUAACUAAAGAGGAAGAAUGUAAGGAAAUGCGUACUUCGAGUACAUUCAAAAGCCAUGUAGCUACCAAGGAGAUAGGAAUUGCAGUAAACUAUAGUGACUUUAUUGUUAGUAAAAGUGUUGCCACGAGUCCUGUACGAAAUAAACCGCGAAAAAUAUCAAUGAGCCCUGUAGAUUUUGUUGAACUUUCUAUUGACAGUGAUAUGAAUAACUCGAAUGAUGAUUUGAUAAAAGAACAGGAUUUGUUUGAAAUGCAUACUUGGAGUACAUACAAAAGCCGCGUAGCUACAAAGGAUAUAGGAAUUUCAGUAGACUUCAAAGAUUUUGUCGAUAGUAAGAGUAAUACCGUGAGUCAUGAUACAACAAGCAACACACAUCGAGAAAUGGCUACUAGUCCUGUAUUUUUCAAUGAACUUAGUGAUGAAAGUAUUUUGAACAAGUCAAAUGAUGUUUUACCACAACAGCGAGAAAAUCACAAGAGCGCAUACAAAAAUCAAAUAUCUACCAAAGAGAUAGGAACCGAAGUAGAAUUUAGUGAUUUUGUUAGUAGUAAAGCUAUUGCCACCAGUCCUAUUAGUAGUAAACAACGAGAAAUAGCAACUAGUCCUGUAGAUUUCUAUGAGCUUUGCUCUGACAGUGAGAUAAACAAUUCUUGUGAUAAAUUAUCUAAAGAACGGGAGUGCUUGGAAAUAAACAACAGUAACAUAUUAAAUAAAAACCAUUACUAUGAUCGUGAAGUAGAAAAAAUUUUAACUGCAAUGCGAUUUGAUCACGAAAUAAUAACGCCUAUGCCAAUCUCUCCGGUGAUUGCACGAAACACGGAAAAAAAUCAAAUCACCCAAGAUUAUGUAUGUCAAGACGCUGCAAAAGUUGGGGAAGAAAACGCAAUAUUGAAAGCAACUAUCACUGAUUUAGCAAAAGAAAUAUUAAAUAUUAAAAGUUUACUUCAAAAUCAUUUACGCUUAAAUGAUGAAGAAAUUCAAAACCCAAGUCAAUAUUGCAAUAAAAAUUAUAAGAUAAUUGAUACUUCCGUAACUGCAGUAGCAUUUACUAAACCUCCUCAGAACACUCACGUAAUAAACGAAUUAGUUGAAAAUACGUCGGAAAAUUCAAAUAUCACAGUUGACCAUAACCAAGUCAUGAUACCGGAGUUAGAGAAAUCGUUAAACAUUGAUGACAUACAAGAUCGUUCAGAAAGUAUACAUCAAAAUAAUAUUAGUGACCUUAGGGACGAAAUAACUAGCAAAGAGAUUAAUAAAUCGCCAACAACGACUAUAGAAAAAUUAAAAAGAGCCAAAAAGUUGACCCGAUUAGACAAAUUGAGAAAAAAAUUGGUACCUCAAACUAAGAUUAGAAGAGCGAAGACACCACCGAUCAGAAAAGUAAGGAGGCAAAAACAACUAUUAGUUAAGAAAAAAAUUUUAGAGAAAUCUAUAACAGUAAAUAAUAAAAUUGCAUAUGAAAAUGCUGUUAAAGUAAUGGCUGAAUUAAAAUCAAAACAAAGAGAUAAAAGCAAAGAUAUUUCCAUUUCAGGGGAUAUAAAUACAACCAAUGAUUGUAAAAAAGACAAUUCAAAAGAAAAACAUAACAUCAAAGAUAUAUCUAUUUCAGAUGAUGUAAAUACAACCAAUUAUUGUAAAAAAGACAAUUCAAAAGAAAAGCAUAACAGCAAAGAUAUAUCCAUUUCAGGGGAUGUAAAAACAACCAAUGAUUGUAAAAACGACAAUUCAAAAGAAAAGCAUAACAGCAAAGAUAUAUUCAUGGAUUUAAGAAAAACUAACGGUUUUAAUCAGGACUUACAUAUAAUCCCUACAAAUAAAGAUAGUUCUCUAUUUGAUGUCGAAUCUACGAAUCAUGUAACUGCUCUAAAUCAGACAAGCCCUGAGAUUUGUGUUACGCCUGUAAAUGAUUCUGCUCUUAACAAUAAUAGUAAUAUAGAUAUCAAUCCACAACAUUCCAUCUUGCUACCAAAUUCAAUAACUACAAGAAGCCGAAGUAAAUGUUUGUCAUCAUCACAAUUAAGCGAACCGAAGACUAAAAAGCAUAGGACUAUAACAUCAGAUAUAUUACUCCAAGAUGAAAAUCCUUCUACAAAUAAUGUCCCUAAAAGUCGCAGGCGACUUAAACGCGUUGCGCCUGAUCAAUUAGAAGUUACAACAAAACGAAUGUUACGAAGUUCCAAUGUAGUACACGUUUCCAACAUUGACGAUCAGACAAUAAAGAAUAGUGAUAUUGAAAAUAGUAUAAUAACUCCAGAUAACUCUCAAACCAUCUGCAAUAGGAGGAGGUCUAGUCGCUUAUCAACUUCGCAGAAAAAUGAGGAAACAAGUACUAUUAAAGAUACUGAUGCUCACAAAUUAACUGAAAUUGUUACUUACAGUGAUCUUGACAUCUUUACUGAUACUGAUAUUUCGACAUCUAAAAGUUGUAAAAAUCAAUCAAAUACUGAUAAAGUAUACGAUCCUAAAGAAAGCAUAUUAUGUCGUAUGUUAGAAAAGUAUGCAAAAUAUUCAGUCAAGGGCAAUGUAAAGAAAAUUCCUGAUAAUGCAACAAAUAGUAUCUGCAAAAAAUUGGAACAAGGCAUUGCUUAUAUUUUAACAGUUCCUCUCCAUGAAACAAAAAAUGCUAUGAAUAAUUUUGUCAAUGAAAUACAAAAUUGGAAUGUGCAAAACUUUAUGGCUGGUCUCAUGAAAUAUCUAAAGGACCCUGUUCGUAAAGAUGAACUUUUCAACAAAGUUAACUCGCCGCCUGCGCCUCAAAUGACAAAAUCAGAACAAGUUCUGAUAUACAUUUUAAAGCAGCUACAAACUCUUUGGCCUUCAGUUGACCUUGUUAAAAUUGUUUUUGCUAACAUUGAAUUUGCAUUAUUUCAGUUGAAUCAUACACCCGAAUUUAGUACAGUAGAGAGUCUUUCUCAUUUCUAUGCAGUCCUUUGUAGAUAUUUCAGAGCAAAGAGUCGCUUACGACUUUUCAUUUUAGAUGCUAUGUAUUGUAUUCAGUAUAAAUCAGUGACUGUAAUAAAACAAUGCUUAGAGGUCUGGAUGCAUAUUUUACCUUUGGCGCAUAUGGGCAUAGCAAAAAGCCCAUUAGUUACCUGUUUAGUUUAUCUUCUACACUUUUUCAAAUGUGAGGAUAAAUUUAACAGGGUACAGGAGAUAAGGGAAAUAUUGAGCCGGAAAUAUUUUUACCAAGUUACAGAGUGGACAGAAGCUAAGAUCUUGGACAUGUUCAAAAAUGCAAUAAAAGAAUUACGUGAUGUACCUAUUGAAAAGAAAAUGUUGAGAAUGUCCCUUAUUAUCCUUGCAAAACGCAGAGGACCUCAGUGGUGUCAAAAGAAUUUAGUUAAAAACAUGUUACAACCACUUAUAGAAAAAGAAGAUGUGCCAGAUAGGAUCAAAGAGUUUUCUGUGUCAGUGUUAGGGCCUUUGUUAAAGCCCUAUCCUAACGAUAUGAAAGUUCAUUGUGAAAUUAUUGUUAAUCAAUUACUAGAUAUGUUGGAACGCAAUGUCUCACCUAGUAUGAAAGAAGCCAUUUUCUCAUCUUUACUGUAUAUGAAAAGGCACAACCAAACCCGUGUUACACAAGCAUUACUGUCAUGGAAUCCUCAAAAUGUGUCUCCGGAGCUUGAGCAAUUGUUGAAAGAUUAUGUAAGAGAAAAACCAUUUAAAGUAUGGAGAAAUACAUUAUCAAGAAUAUCAGUCACUUAA
This is a messenger RNA of Parnassius mnemosyne (clouded apollo), 5145 nucleotides long. The record is from the annotation of a GenBank genome assembly. NCBI's taxonomy places the organism in Eukaryota, Metazoa, Arthropoda, Insecta, Lepidoptera, Papilionidae.